GGUAGUUGCAUACAUGUACAUGCACUUCCCCUCCACCACUUGCUUUUUCUAUUUUGCUUAUGCGUAACAGUCUUUUCUACCUUUUUUUCUACACAAUCCUCCCGUGACAUUCCACUAUCGCAUCUGUGGCAUCUGAUCCCGCAUUCAGCCCACGGCACCUACGUCAUUUCCCCGGACCGCAGCAGUUCAGGAGCCAUGGCCCAACCCGCCAGCCCGCUUUACAUCGGCUUCGACCUGUCCACCCAGCAACUCAAGGGUCUAGUCGUCAACUCCGACCUCAAGGUUGUCUACGUGUCCAAGUUCGACUUUGACGCUGAUUCGCACGGCUUCCCUAUCAAGAAAGGCGUUCUCACCAACGAGGCCGAGCAUGAGGUCUUCGCGCCCGUCGCGCUCUGGCUGCAGGCCCUCGACGGGGUGUUGAGUGGACUACGCGAGCAGGGGCUGGAUUUCCGCCGUGUGAAAGGUAUCAGCGGCGCCGGCCAGCAGCACGGAAGCGUCUACUGGGGGGAGAAUGCAGAGAAGCUGCUGAAGAGCCUGGAUGCGAAGAAGACACUAGAAGAGCAAUUGGAGGGUGCGUUCUCGCACCCGUACAGUCCUAACUGGCAGGAUUCCAGUACCCAGAAGGAAUGCGACGAAUUCGAUGCAUACCUUGGCGGACAAGAAGAGCUGGCUGCUGCUACAGGCAGCAAGGCGCAUCAUAGAUUUACCGGGCCCCAGAUCCUACGAUUCCAACGCAAGUAUCCCGAGGUGUAUAAGAAGACGUCGCGGAUCUCGCUGGUAUCUUCGUUCCUGGCGUCGCUGUUCCUGGGACAUAUUGCGCCGUUCGAUAUCUCCGAUGUCUGUGGUAUGAAUCUGUGGAAUAUCAAGAAGGGAGCCUACGAUGAGAAGCUUUUGCAGCUGUGUGCGGGACCUUCCGGUGUGGAAGACCUGAAGCGGAAGCUGGGCGAUGUCCCUGAAGAUGGAGGCAUCCAGCUGGGAACCAUCGACCGGUACUACAUCGAGCGCUACGGAUUCAGUCCCGACUGCACCAUCAUCCCCGCCACGGGCGACAACCCGGCUACCAUCCUCGCGCUUCCGUUGCGGCCGUCUGACGCUAUGGUCUCACUUGGAACCUCGACUACCUUCCUCAUGUCCACCCCCAACUACAAGCCCGACCCCGCUACGCACUUCUUCAAUCAUCCCACCACCCCCGGUCUGUACAUGUUUAUGUUGUGCUACAAGAAUGGAGGUCUCGCACGUGAGCAGGUCCGCGAUGCGAUCAAUGAGAAACUUGGAGAAUCCGCUACUUCAUCGUGGGCGAAUUUCGACAAGAUCACUCUCGAAACUCCACCUAUGGGACAAAAAGCAGACUCGGAUCCCAUGAAGCUGGGUCUGUUCUUUCCUCGCCCGGAAAUCGUGCCUAACCUGCGUGCGGGGCAGUGGAGGUUUGACUACGACCCGAAGAAUGGCCGUUUGCACCAGACAGAAGAGGGCUGGAAUAAGCCUUUGGAUGAGGCUCGCGCCAUCGUCGAAAGUCAGAUGCUCUCUCUGCGCCUGCGGUCGCGCGGACUGACUCAGAGUCCCGGUGGAGGCCUCCCGGCUCAGCCACGCCGAGUAUAUUUGGUAGGUGGUGGGUCGAAGAAUAAGGCCAUUGCUCAGGUCGCCGGAGAGAUCCUGGGUGGUAGUGACGGGGUGUAUAAGCUGGAGAUCGGGGAUAAUGCUUGUGCGCUCGGAGCUGCAUACAAGGCUGUUUGGGCGUUGGAGAGGACGGCUGACCAGACCUUUGAGGACCUCAUCGGGCAGCGGUGGAGGGAGGAGGAUUUCAUCGAGAAGAUUGCAGAUGGGUAUCAGUCAGGGGUGUAUGAGCGAUACGGCCAGGCUGUAGAGGGAUUCGAGAAGAUGGAGCUGGAGGUCCUCCGGCAAGAAGGGAAGCAGUGAUAUAUUUGAAAGAGCAAUAGAGUAGACUAUGCCGAAUAUUCUGUGGCAACGGCCUGCUUACUUGAUGAUCUUACAUAGGAUGCAUCACAGCGAUGACCAAGUGAUAAUAUGAGUGGACCCGAGUUUUAUAGAAGAAAGAAAGACAUA
This is a messenger RNA of Aspergillus homomorphus CBS 101889, 2064 nucleotides long. RefSeq names its product xylulokinase. Gene Ontology annotation, cellular component: cytosol. Lineage: Eukaryota; Fungi; Ascomycota; Eurotiomycetes; Eurotiales; Aspergillaceae. The coding region runs from base 196 to 1917 and encodes 573 amino acids. Gene Ontology annotation, molecular function: D-xylulokinase activity. The record is from RefSeq and is a predicted model, not a curated record. Gene Ontology annotation, biological process: xylulose metabolic process; D-xylose metabolic process. The transcript has 2 exons.